This is a messenger RNA of Aricia agestis (brown argus), 1260 nucleotides long. RefSeq lists its product as uncharacterized. Bases 1 to 1260 code for a protein of 419 amino acids. The record is from RefSeq and is a predicted model, not a curated record. The transcript is spliced from 2 exons. Lineage: Eukaryota; Metazoa; Arthropoda; Insecta; Lepidoptera; Lycaenidae.
AUGACGCGUACAAGAAGUAAAGUGAACGCGGAACAACCGCAAGACAUCUACAGCGACGAGGAGCUAGAUACCGCGACUCCCGCGCAAAAGAUGGCGGCCGCGCCCGCGCCAUUAUUUUCACAUGGCAACAGAGACGAUGCAUCAAGCAUUCCCCAUUCCUCUGUGCCACCUCCGCAUCAGCAUGAACACCAGGAGUUCCAGCAUAAUGACGCCGAGGGUGACGAUGCAACACGCAUUCCCCACCGCCCCUCCGCCCCUCACAUUGCUGACACAACAUUCUCACAGCAGAGUGUUUCUAUGCUCCUCGAAGGCCUACAAAGAACGCAAACGAACGCUAUAAAGGAAAUUCUAGACAGCGUUCUCGGCCACCGCGCGAUGACCUCGACUCCCGCGCCGGUGCCUACUGAAAGUGGGAAUUUUGCGCGUUGUAAGGCUGUGUUUAGCGGCGCACCUACCGAGUCCAUAGAAGGAUUUAUAGACGCAGUAGAAAGCUAUAAAGAGUGUGCCAACGUGACUGAUAGUAAUGCAAUAAAAGGUAUGUCAAUGUUGCUAACGCAUGACGCGGCCACCUGGUGGCAGGGCAUUAAAAAUCAAGUGACUACAUGGGACGAGGUCGUAAUUAACCUACGGAGCGCCUACGGCGACCGACGGCCGCCCCAUAGAAUUUACCGCGACUUAUUCGCAACCGAACAACAGAUCGAGAAUACCGACGUGUUUGUUGCUAAAGCGCGCGCCCUGUUAUCAAGGCUACCACAGAAUGAUUUGACUGAAAAAGUUAAAUUAGACAUGAUUUACGGCCUUUUAAACGUGCGAAUAAGAAAACGACUCCGCAGAGAGGAAUUUACUACAUUCGCCGAGUUAUUACAACAUGCUAGAAACAUCGAAGACUCCAUGGGAGAAGAGGAGCGACGAGCAUCAACAGCGAGGCCAUCGCCGGCCGGCGCGAGUACUUUCCGCACCGCCCCGGCCCCCUCCGCUGCCGGCGCGCAGACACGAGGCGUGCCCGCGGUGCGCGCGCAGCCCGCGGCCUCCGCCGCGCUGCCACUGCCGCCGCCGUCCCGCGCUGCCGCAGCCCUGCACGCGCCCGCGCAGCCGCAGCCGCAACAGCGCGGCGUGCCCGGCGUGAACGCGCCUCUUCGGGCUUCCCCGACGACCUCGGCCUCCGCCUCGGGUCCCGCCCGACGCUACUGUACCUACUGCAAGCGCUACGGUCACCGCCGUGAACAGUGCCGUAAGUUGGAGAACAGAGGUAAAGUGUGA